AUGGCGUCUUCUGAUGACGAGGCUGCGACCUUGCUGGAAACGGUCUCCACUUACUACUUCAAGGACCACGACAACAAGCUGGUGUCAUUCUCCGUCCUGCCGGUGAGGUGGACCGACCAGGAAGACAACGAGGAUGCGGUGGCAGAGACCAUCUUCUUGCACGGGACUGCCGAUAACGGCCUCAGGAAGAUUUACAGAGAGGUCAAGUCUUGGAGGUUUGAUCUCAGCUGCUCGAGGCCUGAAGUGUCGGUGCUCUCCAAGGACAACAUCUGUUAUAAGCUCGAUAAGCCAAGGAGGAGCUUUCAUGAUACGAUCAGGUCCGUGUUGAUCAUGUUGCACUGCCUGCACUACGCCAAGAAUCACCCGGACGCAUCUGGAGAAGCACUGUGGAAGCACUUGGCUAGAACCUUGGGGUUCUAUGAGGUCCAGCCUUCUGCAAAAGAUUUGCAGGACCAUGUGGCGUUAAUUGAAGAGGCUAUAGGGAGGGAAGAUGCAUUGGCAAAAUCCAAGGUUCUGUGCAAAUUAAUGGAAGAGAAGCCCUGGGAGAGGAGUAAAUCUGGCAAGAAUGUUGCAAAGCCUAGUUCUAUGGUGGAUGAUGCUGAAGAUGUCGGGAUGGAAGAUUUUGAAGAUGGAACCGCCAAGGAGGAUGAUGACAAGCUUAGAGUAUAUCUUGCACCAUUUGUAUAUGGUAUGCACUACAUUUCCUUUGGUCGACAUUUUACGAAAGUGGAUAAACUUCAAGAGAUUGUUGACAAGCUCCAUUGGUAUGUUCGGGAUGGUGACAUGAUUGUCGACUUCUGUUGUGGGGCUAAUGAUUUUAGCUGCUUAAUGGCAAAGAAGCUUGAAGAGACCGGAAAGAGGUGCUCUUACAAAAAUUACAAUAUUUUUCCACCAAAGAAUUACUUCGAGUUUGAACUAAGGGACUGGAUGACUGUCCAACUAAAAGAGCUACCUCAUGGGUCGAAUUUGAUCAUGGGGCUAAAUCCUCCUUUCGGAGUUAGAGCAGCUUUGGCGAACAAGUUUAUUGAUAAAGCUCUUGAAUUCAAACCAAAGCUCCUUAUUCUGAUUGUGCCAUCUGAAACUGAAAGAUUAGAUGAGAAAAUGUUUCGGUAUGAUCUGGUGUGGGAAGACCAUCGAUUCUUGUCCGGAAAGUCAUUUUACUUGCCAGGGUCCAUUGACGUCGAGGAUAAACAAAUUGAACAGUGGAACAACAAGCCACCGUUGCUAUAUCUAUGGAGCCGUCGAGAUUGGACUGCAAAACACAGGACCAUAGCCCAAAAGCAGGGUCACUUGCCAACGAAGAGAAAGAGGCCACUGUCAAGUGAUGAUCGCAAUGGAUCACUGGAUCUUCGUUAUCCGAAAGAUGACCGGAGCUUUUGCGUCGAUACUUCGUCACUCACAAGUGAUACCUCCAUGCCAAUGGGCAGGCCUGAAGAAACCAAAGACAGAGUCGAUACAGCUGAAGGUCAAAAACGGUGUUUUUCUCGAAAUGACAGUGGAAGAGAAAGCAGGGAGAGCCAGGCUACUGGGACUUCUACGGGGAAGGCCAAUGGUAUAGGAACGAGUGGAAGAGAAAUUUAUGAGAAGUCACCUGCAAAGGAAACACCUCAUCGUCCCUCGCUUAAGUUGGCAGACGGGAAGUCGUCAUUCGACGAUCGGUCCUCUAAGCAAAAGGCCGAUGCUAGCGGAACACGCAGAAGAGAGAUUGGUGAGAAGGAUCUACCUCGUUGUCCCUCGCCCAAUUGGACGAAUGGGGAGUCUUCGUUCAAUGAUUGGUCCACUAGGGGAAAGGCAGGUGGUAGAGGAAUACGCGGAAGAGAAAUUGAUGAGGAGCCGCCGGCGAAGGUAACCUCUCGUCUUCCCUCACCCAAGUCGUCUGUCAAUGAUCGAUCCUCAAGAUCACGUGAAGUUCUCUUUGAGAAGGAUGCCCGCGGCAGCAUGAAUUAUCAACACGCUGGGUUGAGCAUGUCUAUGUCACAUGCUGAGAACUUUUAUGGUGGGCAAGGAUCCACUCUCUCUGAUGAUGCCAGCAGGAUGUAUGGACUGAACAACAAUGAACAUUAUUCAACUCAGAGAUGGUCAAGUGGUGGUGGCCCUCUUACCAUUCAUGGGGUACGAAACUUGGAGCGACCGCAUAUAGCUCAUAUGAGGGACACUGAUGAUUGCAGACUCAAUGUCGCUGAACCCUACUGGAGGGACCUAGAGAUGCGUUUGCUGGUCCGUCUGUAUGGUCAGCAAGAUCCAAAUGUAUCUCAAAGAAAUUACAUGGCAAGUCAUGAUCCCGGGUAUGACCAGCCAGGGCCCCUGACAUCUACCUAUGGACUCCCGGGUUCCAUUGCCGAAUCAUCCCAGCAAGCGAACAUGUCAGCGAUGGAACGAUAUGCUCCCCAUUUGGAUGAACAGAAUCCGACGAGAACGAACAAUGCGAGGCCCGAGGGAACCGUGAUUCGUGGAAAUAGGUUUCUUGAUCCUAACGGGGGACCGCAAUUUGGAUACCAAUGCGAUUCUUUUGGCUUUGCUACCGGUCCUCAUUGGCCAUACUCUCAACAGAAUACUUCUGGCUGGCUUGAUGAAUAGGUGCUUGGAUGUUACUUCCCGUUUUUCCUCUUUCUACAUGUUUUGAAGAUGUUUCAGAUUGUUAAUUCGUA
Syzygium oleosum is the source of this 2648-nucleotide messenger RNA. Its product is annotated as protein ENHANCED DOWNY MILDEW 2-like. NCBI's taxonomy places the organism in Eukaryota, Viridiplantae, Streptophyta, Magnoliopsida, Myrtales, Myrtaceae. The transcript is spliced from 11 exons. Bases 1 to 2577 code for a protein of 858 amino acids. The record is from RefSeq and is a predicted model, not a curated record.